This is a messenger RNA of Phlebotomus argentipes, 1667 nucleotides long. RefSeq names its product UDP-glycosyltransferase UGT5-like. Lineage: Eukaryota; Metazoa; Arthropoda; Insecta; Diptera; Psychodidae. The record is from RefSeq and is a predicted model, not a curated record. The coding region runs from base 45 to 1619 and encodes 524 amino acids. Gene Ontology annotation, molecular function: UDP-glycosyltransferase activity. The transcript has 2 exons.
UAGAGCUCUAGUGUCUGUCAGACUUGCAAAAUAAUCAGUGCACCAUGAAUAUUUUUGCGUGUUUCGUAAUUUUGGCGCUUCCCUUUUUUGCAAACAGUGCUAAUAUUCUUGUAUUAGAAGCUGUUCCAUCUCCAAGUCAUCAUAUUUGGAUCAGAACCAUCACAACAGCUCUGGCUGCAGCAGGACACAAUGUGACAUCCUUAUCGACAGAUAUUGAAGAGGAAACGCCGGAAAACCUUCACUAUUUGCACUUGGAUAAGGUUUACGACGUGAUGUACAAUCCAGAGGAUGAGGACUUUGAAAUGGAAUUCAACUAUUUCGACAUGGGAAACCUUAAUUCUUAUUUACAAUUAUUUAUGUUUGUCGAUUUUACGGAAAUUAUUCUGAAGGGCAGCUUGAAAUCAACAGGAUUCCGUCAACUUCUAGAUUAUCCAGAUGACUUCAAGUUCGACUUGGUUAUUCAUGACUUCAUGGUUAGCGGAAUAUUGUUACCGUUUGCGAAGAAAUUUAACAAUCCUCCAAUUAUAGCACUGACGGCCUUCUUCUCAGUCGAAUACAGUGCUUCAGUUGUUGGAGGAACACUAAAUACUGCAUAUGUUCCGUAUAUAAUUAAUAACGAUGGAGAUUUGAACACUCUCCUUGGACGUACUAACAAUUUUCUGCUCGCCUAUUUGGAUUAUUUUAUGAGAGAAUACUAUAUUGCUCCUAAACUAAACAAAAUUUUGACAAAUGAGUUCUCUUGGGAUGUCGAUAUUCGAGAAUUGAACAAAUUAUCGAAAAUAGUCAUGCUAAAUAAACAUCCCGGAUUGGAUAUUAUAGAAGAAGCAUUCCCGAACAUUAUAUCAGUCGGUGGACUUCAGAUUCAAAGAAAUGACAAACUUCCCAUUGACCUCCAGGAAAUACUAGAUUCAGCGAAGAAUGGAGCAAUUCUCUUCUCUUUAGGUACUAAUGUAAAGAGUAAGAUGUUAGGAGAUGCUCGACAAAUAGAGAUUUUGGAAGCGUUCAGAGCACUUCCUCAAUACACAUUCAUCUGGAAAUUUGAGGCUGAAUCUAUGCCAGUGAAGGUUCCUUCUAACGUUAUCAUUAAAAAGUGGAUUCCUCAAAAUGAUCUCUUGGCUCAUCCGAACGUAAAGCUCUUCAUCAGCCAUUGCGGUCUUCUCAGCACACAGGAAUCGGUUUGGUAUGGAGUUCCAAUUCUUGGACUUCCAGUCUUUGCAGACCAGUUUCAAAAUCUGCAGCUAAGCAUAAAAACUGGAGUGGCAGAACAAGGCGAUUUAAGGAAUAUGGAAAGGAAUGCCUUUAAGAAAUUGAUUGAGAAGAUGAUAAAUGAUCCAAAAUAUAACGAAAAUGCAAAGAUUCGCUCGAAAAUCUUCAGGGAUCAGAAGGAAACGCCUCUGGAAAGAGCGAUUUGGUGGAUUGAAUACGUUCUCAGACAUCCCAACAUGACUCACAUGAGAUCGCCAUCGAUGGACUACAAUAUUGCUCAAAGACAAUCCUGGGAUGUUUUGGCAUUUCUGUACACCGUCAUUCUCGUCACAGUCCUGAUCCUCGUGAAGAUAUUCUUUCUAAUAAUUCGACGCUGUUUGACAAAGAAACCAAUCAAACCUAAGAGAGAAUGAAUUAUGUAAAAGAAAAUCUGUAAAAUACAUUUGAAAUCCAAUGCCUAA